Messenger RNA from Laccaria bicolor S238N-H82, 3339 nucleotides. RefSeq lists its product as uncharacterized. The transcript has 4 exons. Lineage: Eukaryota; Fungi; Basidiomycota; Agaricomycetes; Agaricales; Hydnangiaceae. The record is from RefSeq and is a predicted model, not a curated record. The coding region runs from base 1 to 3339 and encodes 1112 amino acids.
AUGUUCUCUUUCCAACCUCUGUCUCUGGUCCGUGCCGCGAUCAGUGGGUCUCGCUUGUCCCAAUCUAUCUCUGCCGCCAGCCUCGGUGCCAUCGACGUUGACUACUUUUUGGAGAGCCUCGAGUCGGCUGGUUCGACUAUCUUCCCAAAGCUACUUGGCGGGCCCGAGCCGAUCGUUCCCAGGUACAUCGCUCCUACUCCCAACGCCGCCGCUGUUCGCAAGGCUAGGCCUGCUCCAUCUAGUGCCUCGUACAACAUUCUGGCCUCGCAGAACCUCUCUCUGAAACGCCGAAUCCGCUCGCUGGAGGCCGACAAUCAAACGCUCAGCACUGCCGUUCAAUAUCUGGACCAGAAGCUUAUCGACGCCAAAGACGAUCACGACCACGCAAAAAUGAUGCUGGCUUCCGACCUUGGUGCUUUGGAGCACGAAAUGGUCGAACUCAAAGCCAAGUACUACACUGAGCUUUCGGAUGGGCGGGCCCUCCGAAGACGGGCUAAAGUCGAUAAAGACGAGCUUGUUAUGCUAAGGGAUAAAUUCGCUCAGGCUGAAAAGUUCAUCUCUUCUAUGGCCGAACUCAACGCUGCUGAGCCUGUCUUCCGCCGUGCCGCCCAGGCCUUCAAGGAUGGUAAAACCGCUGAAGAUGCCCUCGUCGACUCUAUCAAGGAUGCUACCAAUAACGGCGGACCAGUACGGUCUCGAAUUAUGCCAGGUAUCGUUGAGCUUGGGACACCCAACCAUUCUUUGGUACCAUUCAAUUCCCACCAAAAGACUCUCCAAGAUCGAGAAAACGCGAUUCAAAUCUCCAAGCAGCCGGCCCAGACAGUCCCAACUGCAUCGUCCACCGCCACGCCCUCCUCGCUUAACGACGUCGAUGAUGCAAAAUGUGACGCAGUUGUUGAAAAGCAACAACAUCAACCCCAUACUCUCGACGACCCGUUCAAUUGCUCAAAAAAUGGCGAAGACAUUUUCCCCAGUUCCUUUUCAACACCUUCAAGGCACGCAGGCUCGGCUACUGCACCUUCUCUAGACAAAACAACAAGAUCGCCUUUUGAUGAGGUCGAUUUAAAUCGAUCGAUCGAUUUCUUUUCCAGCUCGGAGAGUUUUAUCGAAACACCUACCAAAUCUUCCGCAAAGGCAUUGGGUAAGCGGCGGGCAACUAUGAUGAAAGCCCAGCGCGUUUCCACCUCUCCGAUUUGCUCACCGAAACUUCGCAAGGUUGUGCCGCGCGUCCCAGACGAGUUGCUCACCUUGACAGACUCAAAAGGUCGGCGAGUGACCUCUCUUGACACCAGCUUGGCCUCGUCUACUAUGCCAACAUGCGAACCCGCCAUUGACGUACCCAGUACGGCUGUUCCCAACACCAAGCUUUUGACUGCCGCACAGUCAGACACUAGUGAUCCCUUCACGAAGACCGAGGAUGAAGCUCAGCUGGCUGAGCCAUGUGUUCUCUCGUCUUCCGGGGUCGUUGCCAAACCUGGUCCAUCAUCGCUUGCCUUACAGACCACUUUAGAUUCCUCGGCGCCAGCCGUGAACGAAGGCUCGCUACUUGCGGUACAGGCACUUCAGUCACUUGAGCGAAUCUGUGCGGCCUUCAGCAGCGACACCCUUGGGUCGCUAGAAAUGACUGAGUCUGAGUCUGAGUCUGAACCAGAUCUUGAGAGCCUGAUUUCGAUACUCGAACAGGAGAUUUCUUCCACCAACUACGCUGGCAAUGCAUCCUUUUCUGGAAGCCCAACUACACCCCAAACCAAGAGGAACGUCGUGGACCAGGACGAAACACCAAAAGCUCCAAUAAUCUCGAAGUUUGCAUCACCUCGUUCCACACCCACCCCUCCCUCAAGUAAAAUGAAGCAGCCAUCGUACAGGUCCCCCGCCACAUUGUCAAAAGCCGUUUCGCCAAGACCAUCCCCUUUACUACCUCACAGCGUUUUCCGCGACCCAGCAUCUUCCCCAAAGCCAAGGACUGAUCGCAUUCAGCAGUCCCCAAACAUUCCAAGUAUGCCUCUUUCUUCUAUGCAUGCUGUCGGUCCUCUUAUUGGAAACAACGCUUCACGUGUUUCUGGACAUGCCAUCUCUACUCCAUCGACUUAUCCUACUCCUUCUCAAUCUCCGCUGGCGGAGUCUAUGAACCCCCUUGAGCGGCGAAUUCACUACGUUCUCGAACCAACGCAACCACUUCGUAUCGUGAAGAAGUCGGCACAAAAACCCUCUUCAGCCAUACAAAGCUCAGUUCUAUCCGACGUCGUUCCUCCUACUGCAAGCAGCUCCUCAAAUCCUUCUGGACCUGCAACGAAUACAGCCAUUCCAUCAAAUCACGACCCCGUUCCCGCCGCAAGCCAUACACGACACUCGAGCAAUUCUCAGACCCCGCUGGCGGAGUCUUUGAAUCCCGUUCAACGGCGGAUCCAAUAUCUUUUGCAACCAACACAACCCCUUCGCAUCGUGAAAAAGUCGGCGCAAAAGGCCUUCUUGGCGACCCAAAGGCCACCCCUGUCUAACGUUACAAAUAUCGCUGCUCCCACCUCAUCAGCUAAACCAACCGUCACAGACAAAUCCAAACCCCCUUCUGUAAAUACUAAAGGCAGUAAGAACGAGAACCGUCCCCCUACGGCGUCGAAAAAUCGGCCCAUCAGCAGAAUAGCUUCUGUCAUCAACCCCGCUUCGACCCGACCGCGAACCCGACCUACUCACAAAACUAUUGACAGUAACGAUUUCGGAAGUAUCACAAUCAUUCGAAACACCCCACUAGACAGUCCUCCGCCCUCUCGGCCUGCUGGAAUAGUUCCUAAAACCCCUCCCCUGACUUCGAUCCCUAAGUUGAUUUCGCGAAAGACACAAAACGAUGAUACCCCGAACAAGGCUGCUACGGCGAGACCGAAAAAGCAACUUGCAUCCCCAUCUCUUCGGCCUGCUUUAGACUCCAACAGCGCUCCGUCACCGUUGGCGUCGGAUAGGCAGCCGAUCCUCAAAAGUAAUCUACGCCUCAGUAUCUCCUCCUUGACGUCGAGAGCACAACAAGUCACUUGGUCACCGCGGGCGGUCGAAGUUCUUGCCACUAAUGCUACCCCAUCAACCCCCUCAAGUCCAACAAAAAUGCCGAUGCGACUGAAUGCUCAGUCUUCAUUCCAGGUCGACGCGAAAAAUAUCCACUCACCGCUAACAAAAUUGCGCAUGUCCCUCUCCCCGUCUUCGAGAGGGGUUUCGAGUACCGAUGACUCCAACAAACUAAGGGCGACUCAGAACGCUGCAACUCCUUCGGGAACCACUAACAUCAAACAAAAGACAGCUACACCGCCAUCUAGAGGCAUUCUGCGGAGACUCAGUGCUGCCAUUUCUUGA